CCCUACUCGAUUGAGCCGCGAACUGCGAUUGCUCGCGGCACUAGCAGACGCGCGGCAAACGGCGUCGAGCGAGUUACUUUUAUUCGUCCGGUCACUCAGUGGGACACUGUGCUCUCCCGCGACGCGGCAGUCCAACCGCGAUCGUGAAUCUUUUACGAGGCGCGUCGUCGUCAUCAUCGUAGCGGUAGAAGCGCGUUACUUCUCACACUUCAGUGCUAAAUUGUGUGCCCGCUCGGCUACGUGUGUUUUGUGCAGCGCGGACGACCUUGCCCUCAGCCAGCUGCCGGAGCGAGGAGCAUCCCAGGAACACAUCGUAAACACGCAAUUGGGAAAUCAUCGCACCGCGAAAAUGGGCUGUGUCUCGCAGUGUGCCAAGUAUUUCCUCUGCUUGUUCAACUUCAUUUUCUUCAUUGCCGGAGGUGCGGCGUUGACUGUCGGUAUCUGGUUGUUCGCCGAUAGGAGUUCCUUCACCAACCUGAUCGGCAAGCUCGAUCAGUACGACAUCUUGAAUAAAACGGAUGCCGAUGUCAUCAAAGUGAUCGCCUACAUUCUUAUCAUAGCCGGUGCCCUCACAUUCAUCGUCAGUUUUCUUGGAUAUUGCGGUGCCAUGUUCGAGUCUAGGUGUCUUCUUUGUGUCUACGUCAUUCUAAUCGCGCUGGUUUUGCUCCUGGAGUGUGUGGUAAUUGGACUCGCUUGUGGAUUUAGAGAUGUUGAGAAAGGUACGCAAGACUUCUUGAAGUCGACCAUCAAGUAUUACGCGACUACUGCCGAUAGAGCUGAAACCGUGACAGUCGCAUGGGACGGAAUCAUGAGUCAGUUCCAUUGUUGCGGCGUGGAGAGCUAUCGAGACUUCAGCGAGAAUACGAAUUUCACCGCGACUGGAAAGAUGGUUCCCGACGCCUGUUGCAUAAAAGAGAAUGACGUUUUGAAGGAUCCUUCCUGUCCAAUCAGUCCCACUGCCUCAAACUCGUACUCUGAAACGGGUUGCUACAAGGCCAUAGUAACCGCCAUAAAGGAGAACGAGGCGAUAGUGAUCAGCGUGGCUGCUACUCUGCCUCUAAUCGAGUUUCUGGUCAUUGUUCUGGCGCUGUACCUAGUCUGCUUCCAUUGGCGCCCACAACAUGUGUUAACUUGUUGGUGCUGCUGUUGACGAGGCAUUAAGAGCAUGGAACUGUUGAGUAGUGCCUCCUAGCACGUUGAGCCCUUUGUGCUCCUGUGCCUUGCUUGCUUGAAACUCUAGCCGCUAGCCCAGCCUAGGCUAGCUGAGAAGUCGGCCAACAGACACAAAAUCCUGACGCUUGUAUGACGAAACGUUUCGGGAAAUACGCUGGCAGUGACGUAGAAGAUAUUUUUUAGGCGAUAUAAAUAUAUAUAUAUAUAUAUAUAUAUAUAUAUGUACACACACUUUGACACACACACACACACACACACACACACACACACACACAUAUAUAUAUGCACAUCGUGCUUUUCUUAAAGAGAGGCUGGCUCUGUGUGCAUACGUCGCAGCGAAAAUACAAAAAGAGGGAACAAGUACAAAAUUAUUUUAAUACAACUUUCGCUGCAAAAGGUCUGUCGUCGAAAAAAAAGAGGAAAAGAAUAAUCCUGAGAGAACACGUAUCCCCCCUAAGUUAUAUAUUUUGAAAUAUUGUAAUCUGUGAAGUACGUGCUGUUACUUGCACUUGUAUAUAAUUGUAAGAAAAAAAGUAACUAUUGAAUUAUAGCUAAUACAAAAUAUCUCUACGUCACUGUAGACUGACAACGUUUCGUAGUUUCUGCUAAGUGUUUAUAUUGUGGAGGUACAAGCGUUUAAAAUAAUAGCCAGUUGAGACUUGAGGUGCCGUAUCCGUAUGUACCGCGAAGGCGACAAAAUCCGAUAAUGAACUAUUGUGCAACACUAUUUCCUUUUGUUCUCCGCGGCGUUUGUCGUCUACAGAUCAUCAUGUCGAUAAUGGAUAGUAGCUCUGUACAUAUGCAACUCUCUCGAUAACAUUAGAUAUUUUCAUAAAUAUUUUAGAUGCUUGUAUCAUAUAAACUCGUAAUACUCACGCGUUACGUCCAUUUCGGAAUGGACAGUGGAAUAUAUGACGAUAUAAUCGUAACAAGAAGCUGACGUAUUCUUUUUCUCGCAUUAUUAUUUUCUGUAUAUUUUUUUCAUUCUUUCUUUUUCUUUUUAACAUUUUUUAUUGCGUUCAACGAAAUUGUGUAAAAGCUUUUCACAUACACUUACUACGUACAUAACAAUAGCUUUACACUCAAAAUAGCAGUUGGACAGAUACAUGUGUUAUUGUCAAAUACUAACGAGUUCAUGAAGUUAAAACGUAAAUAUUUUUAACAAAAAGUUUAUAUUAUUAAUGCGGAAAAUAAGGGGAUUACAUAAGUAAAAUUUUAUAACUGAUUUACGUAAAGAAAGUCUCAUAUAUUUAUAUAAUAUAUUUUGACUUCAUAUGAUGUAUGUUUCUAGCUUUGUAUUUUCCUAAUGUACCUGGUUAACAAAUGAUCAGAUGUAGCAGACACACAAAUAUCUGGACAACAGCGAGGCUGCGUCUUUACUCUGAUGGCGCGUAUAUUGGAAAAAGAAUUUUAUAUAUUUAUCUUGUGUAUAUAUCACGAAAAAAGUCAAGGUAUCACACAUUUAUAUUGAACAUGAACUCUCUUUUCUUUGUCAAUUGCCGUGUAUGAAACUGUGCUGCACAUCAUCAUUCUCAAUGAAGGAAUAACAAUCAAACCUCCUUUUACCUCUGAGAUAUACGUGCAUUGAACUUAAAAAUUAUAUCAUAUAAAAAAAUAUUUUAUUAUACAUAUACGUAUAUAUGCACAUAUAUAUAUGCAUAUAUAUAUAUAUGCAUAUAUAUACAUACCAUACAAUACACAAUUGAUGUGGACACUAUAAUACGUUACUCAUAUAAAUGUAAUAUACAUGAAAUACCGCACAGACUAAUUGGAGGGUUGAGGUAUUCUCUCAUUAACUCGUUAGUUGAUAGUUUAAAAACUAUGAUAUGUAGUAAAAUGCUUGUUUUUAUAAUGUGCAGUUUAAUUUAGAAGUGAAAAACACAAAUAUUUUGCAUGUUACGCACUAUAAAUAUUUAUAUUUAUUUCUAAACAUUUUUAUAGUUGUCCAUCUUGAAAUAAUGUAAAGGUUUUUUCUAUUGCAAUCUAACUCCUAUACAGAAAAUAACAAUAACGCAGAUGGAAUUUUUUCGUAAAUUAUUUUCUGCAUAUAACAUUUAUACUAUAGAAUUGGGACGAAUAAGAAGACCAUUUAAAACAGCAGUAUGUGUCUAUUUAUUGUUUUAAAAGAUACUAGUUUACACUUAUAUUCAGCUACCACGAGAUCGCUUAACAUUGAAUUAAAUAGGGAUAAAUUGCAAUAUAGAUCACCUGAUUCUUGCAAUGCAGUUUAAUAUAGUGUGUUCCAUAAUAUUGAAUGUAUAAAUUUCAGAAAAGCUGUGUGUUUAUCAUCAACAAAAGAUUUAAAAACAUGAAGCUAAGGCAUCAGUUUAGAAUUUUCUGUAGAAUUUAUGAAAAUCGAGCCAAGAUUAAUGUGACAAGUUUAAGUGUUUAUUCUGGAAUUAUGAUAAAAUAUUGUAUAAAGCGCGUAUUAUAGCUGUAUGCUAUGAUGUUAUAAUAAAUUUAGCAUUAUUCUCUGUAAAUUUAAAAUAACAUUCAUAUUACGUAUAUUUUUGGCACUAAAGAUGCAAUAAACUAUUACAAAAAAUUAUUUUUCCAAAUUAUACUUGAGAUGUUAUAUUAAAAUUGUGAUCAAAUCAUGAAGCAUAACGUAUGAUGAAGGAUGCAGGAUACUGCUUAAUUUAACUUCAACAAAGCUUAAGAUGUUUGGUAAUGUUUAUCUUUAUUUCAAUGCAGUUAAAAGUUCUUGCAAAGAAUAAGUGUGUAUCAAGAUAUAUUCAAAUUUUUUAUACAGAGACUGAUACCUGACCUAAAAGAAUGUAUAUAUUUGAAAUGCGAUUAGUGAUAUACAAUUGUAUUCCAAUAUAUUAUUACAUAUAUAAUAUACAUUAAUUAUGUUAAAUAUAUAUUACUUACACACAACGUAUACACACACACACAGAUGCGCGCAUAUAUAUAUACACAAAGAUACAAGGAAACUAUGAAUACUGUACAAUUGCAUAUAUUAAUGAUAUAGUACGAUUAAUUGAGUAUUACAUGUUUUUAUGUAAAAAUAAAGUUGUACACAUACACAUUCACACAGAACCAAAAUAAAGAUUUUAUGUUAUUCAUAAAAUGCCAUAUAAAAUAUACAAUAUA
This is a messenger RNA of Odontomachus brunneus, 4269 nucleotides long. RefSeq names its product tetraspanin-1 (gene Tsp66E). Bases 350 to 1150 code for a protein of 266 amino acids. The record is from RefSeq and is a predicted model, not a curated record. NCBI's taxonomy places the organism in Eukaryota, Metazoa, Arthropoda, Insecta, Hymenoptera, Formicidae. Gene Ontology annotation, cellular component: membrane. The transcript has 9 exons.